GUCAGGCCUGGGACCCGGCCGCCCGCCCGCUGCCUCACCUGCAAGGAGGGGCCUCCCAGAAACUCCCUUCCCCAGUGCCCAGCUGCCCCACCUCGCCAGACUUAGCUGACCAGCCAGUGAGGACGCCCGCUGCCUCCCACCUGCCCUCCUGCCGCCUUUCGCCAGCCAAGCCCAGCCUGAGCCAGCACCUGCCUUUACGACCAUGUUCAAGGGGCUGAGCAAAGUCUCCCAGGGGAAGGGGUCCCCCAAGGGCUCCCCCGCCAAGGGGUCCCCCAAAGGCUCCCCCAGCAAGCACAGCCGGGCUGCCACCCAGGAGCUGGCCCUUCUCAUCUCCCGCAUGCAAGCCAAUGCCGACCAGGUGGAGCGGGACAUCCUGGAGACACAGAAGAGGCUGCAGCAGGACCGGCUGAACAGUGAGCAGAGCCAGGCCCUGCAGCACCAGCAGGAGACAGGCCGCAGCCUGAAGGAGGCUGAGGUGCUGCUCAAGGACCUCUUCCUGGACGUGGACAAGGCCCGGCGGCUCAAGCACCCGCAGGCUGAGGAGAUUGAGAAGGACAUCAAGCAGCUGCACGAGCGGGUGACCCAGGAGUGUGCGGAGUACCGUGCCCUGUACGAGAAGAUGGUGCUGCCCCCCGACGUGGGACCCAGGGUCGACUGGGCACGCGUGCUGGAGCAGAAACAGAAGCAGGUCUGCGCAGGCCAGUACGGGCCGGGCAUGGCGGAGCUGGAGCAACAGAUCGCCGAGCACAACAUCCUGCAGAAGGAGAUCGACGCCUAUGGGCAGCAGCUGCGGAGCCUCGUGGGGCCGGAUGCAGCCACCAUCCGGAGCCAAUACCGAGACCUACUGAAGGCGGCGUCGUGGCGCGGGCAGAGCCUGGGCAGCCUGUACACGCACCUCCAGGGCUGCACGCGGCAGCUGAGCACCCUGGCGGAGCAGCAGCGCCGCAUCCUGCAGCAGGACUGGAGCGACCUCAUGGCCGACCCUGCGGGCGUGCGGCGGGAGUACGAGCACUUCAAGCAGCACGAGCUGCUGAGCCAGGAGCAGAGCGUGAACCAGCUGGAGGACGACGGCGAGCGCAUGGUGGAGCUGCGGCACCCCGCGGUGGGGCCCAUCCAGGCCCACCAGGAGGCCCUGAAGAUGGAGUGGCAGAACUUCCUGAACCUGUGCAUCUGCCAGGAGACCCAGCUGCAGCACGUGGAGGACUACCGCCGGUUCCAGGAAGAGGCCGACUCAGUCAGCCAGACCCUGGCGAAGCUCAACUCCAACUUGGAUGCCAAGUACAGCCCUGCACCUGGGGGCCCCCCUGGCGCCCCCACAGAGCUGCUGCAACAGCUGGAGGCAGAGGAAAAACGGCUGGCCAUCACCGAGAGGACCGCUGGGGACCUGCAGCAGCGAAGCCGGGAUGUGGCCCCUCUGCCACAGCGAAGAAACCCACCUCAGCAGCCCCUGCAUGUGGACAGCAUCUGUGACUGGGACUCAGGAGAAGUGCAGCUGCUGCAGGGUGAGCGGUAUAAGCUGGUAGAUAACACUGACCUGCACACCUGGGUCGUGCAGGGCCCUGGUGGGGAGACCAAGCGUGCUCCCGCUGCCUGCUUCUGCAUCCCAGCACCAGACCCUGAUGCUGUGGCCAGGGCCUCCCGGCUGGCCUCAGAGCUGCAGGCCCUGAAGCAGAAAUUGGCCACAGUCCAGAGCCGCCUGAAGGCCAGUGCUGUGGAGUCUCUUCGGCCCAGCAAGCAGGGUACCCAGGGUGGCCCGGGGAGAGGUGGCUGUGGGGCUAGAAGGAGUAGAUUCCGACUUCCGACUGCUCCAUCUGGCUCGGACCCGGCCAACCCACAGGCCCAGAAGCUCCUGACACAGAUGACCCGGCUGGAUGGAGACCUGGGACAGAUACAGAGGCAGGUGCUGGCCUGGGCGCGGGCCCCGCUGAGCCGCACCACACCCCUGGAGGACCUGGAGGGCCGCAUCCACAGCCAUGAGGGCACAGCCCAGCGCCUGCAGAGCCUGGGAACGGAGAAGGAGACAGCCCAGAAGGAGUGCGAGGCGUUUCUGUCCACGCGGCCUGUGGGCCCCGCUGCCCUGCAGCUGCCCGUAGCCCUCAACAGCGUGAAGAACAAGUUCAGCGACGUGCAGGUUCUGUGCAGCCUCUACGGGGAGAAAGCCAAGGCUGCCCUGGGUCUGGAGCGGCAGAUCCAGGAUGCGGACAGGGUCAUCCGAGGCUUCGAGGCCACCCUGGUGCAGGAGGCCCCCAUCCCUGCUGAACCGGGGGCUCUGCAGGAGAGGGUCAGCGAGCUGCAGCGCCAGCGGAGGGAGCUGCUGGAACAGCAGACCUGCGUGCUGCGGCUACACCGCGCGCUGAAGGCCUCGGAGCACGCAUGCGCUGCCCUGCAGAACAACUUCCAGGAGUUCUGCCAAGACCUGCCUCGCCAGCAGCGCCAAGUGCGAGCUCUCACCGACCGCUACCACGCCGUAGGGGACCAGCUGGACCUGCGGGAGAAGGUGGUGCAGGAUGCCGCCCUCACCUACCAGCAGUUCAAGAACUGCAAGGAUAACCUGAGCUCCUGGCUGGAGCACCUGCCCCGCAGCCAGGUGCGGCCCAGCGACGGCCCCAGCCAGAUCGCCUACAAGCUGCAGGCGCAGAAGAGGCUGACGCAGGAGAUCCAGAGCCGAGAGCGGGACAGGGCCACAGCAUCCCGCCUCUCCCAGGCCCUGCAGGCAGCGCUCCAGGACUAUGAGCUCCAGGCAGACACCUACCGCUGCUCUUUGGAGCCUACCCUGGCAGUGUCAGCCCCCAAGAGACCCCGAGUGGCUCCCCUGCAGGAAAGCAUCCAAGCCCAGGAGAAGAACCUUGCAAAGGCCUAUACUGAGGUUGCAGCAGCACAGCAGCAGCUGCUCCAGCAGCUGGAGUUUGCUAGAAAAAUGCUGGAGAAGAAGGAGCUCAGUGAGGACAUCCGAAGGACCCAUGAUGCAAAGCAGGGCUCCGAGAGCCCUGCCCAAGCAGGGAGAGAGUCAGAGGCCCUGAAGGCCCAGCUGGAAGAGGAGAGGAAGCGGGUGGCCCGGGUGCAGCAUGAGCUGGAGGCGCAGAGGAGCCAACUGCUGCAGCUGAGGACCCAGCGGCCCUUGGAGAGGCUGGAGGAGAAGGAAGUGGUGGAGUUCUACCGGGACCCCCAGCUGGAGGGCAGCCUGUCCAGGGUGAAGGCCCAGGUGGAGGAGGAGGGAAAGCGGCGGGCUGGCCUGCAGGCAGACCUGGAAGUGGCAGCCCAGAAGGUCGUGCAGCUGGAAAGCAAGAGGAAGACCAUGCAGCCUCAUCUGCUGACCAAGGAGGUCACCCAGGUGGAGAGGGACCCCGGCCUGGACAGCCAGGCGGCCCAGCUCAGGGUCCAGAUCCAGCAGCUCCGCGGGGAGGAUGCCGUCAUCUCGGCCCGGCUGGAAGGGCUGAAGAAGGAGCUACUGGCCCUUGAGAAGAGGGAGGUGGACGUGAGGGAGAAGGUCGUGGUGAAAGAGGUGGUCAAGGUGGAGAAGAAUCUGGAAAUGGUCAAGGCAGCCCAGGCUCUGAGGCUGCAGAUGGAGGAGGAUGCUGCGCGGAGGAAGCAGGCGGAGGAGGCUGUGGCCAAGCUGCAGGCUCGCAUGCAAGACCUGGAGCGGGCUAUCAGCUCGGUGGAGCCCAAGGUCAUCGUGAAGGAGGUGAAGAAGGUGGAGCAGGACCCAGGGCUCCUCCAGGAGUCCUCCAGGCUGAGGAGCCUCCUCGAGGAGGAGAGGACCAAGAAUGCGACGCUGGCCAGGGAGCUGAGCGACCUGCACAGCAAGUACAGCGUGGUGGAGAAGCAGAGGCCCAAAGUGCAGCUCCAGGAGCGCGUCCACGAGAUCUUCCAGGUGGAUCCGGAGACAGAGCAGGAGAUCACUCGGCUCAAGGCCAAGCUGCAGGAGAUGGCGGGCAAGAGGAGCGGUGUGGAGAAGGAGGUGGAGAAGCUGCUGCCCGACCUGGAGGUCCUGCGGGCCCAGAAGCCCACGGUGGAGUACAAGGAGGUGACCCAGGAGGUGGUGAGGCAUGAGAGGAGCCCCGAGGUGCUGCGUGAGAUCGACCGCCUGAAGGCUCAGCUCAACGAGCUCGUCAACAGCCACGGGCGCUCCCAGGAGCAGCUCAUCCGCCUGCAGGGUGAGCGCGACGAGUGGAGGCGCGAGCGGGCCAAGGUGGAGACCAAGACGGUGAGCAAGGAGGUGGUGCGCCACGAGAAGGACCCGGUGCUGGAGAAAGAAGCAGAGCGGCUCCGCCAGGAGGUGCGGGAGGCGGCCCAGAAGAGGCGGGCCGCGGAGGACGCGGUGUACGAGCUGCAGAGCAAGCGCCUGUUGCUGGAGAGGAGGAAGCCCGAGGAGAAGGUGGUGGUGCAGGAGGUGGUGGUCACCCAGAAGGACCCGAAGCUGCGCGAGGAGCACAGCCGGCUGAGCGGGAGCCUGGAUGAGGAGGUGGGCCGGCGGCGCCAGCUAGAGCUUGAGGUGCAGCAGCUGCGGGCCGGCGUGGAGGAGCAGGAGGGCCUGCUCAGCUUCCAGGAGGACCGCAGCAAGAAGCUGGCCGUGGAGAGGGAGCUGCGGCAGCUGACCUUGAGGAUCCAGGAGCUCGAGAAGCGGCCUCCCACGGUGCAGGAGAAGAUCAUCAUGGAGGAAGUGGUCAAGCUGGAGAAGGACCCGGACCUGGAGAAGUCCACGGAAGCCCUGCGGCGGGACCUGGACCAGGAGAAGACCCAGGUAACCGAGCUGAAUCGGGAGUGCAAGAACCUGCAGGUCCAGAUUGACGUCCUCCAGAAAGCCAAAUCGCAGGAGAAGACCAUCUACAAGGAAGUGAUCCGGGUGCAGAAGGACCGCGUCCUGGAAGAUGAGCGGGCCCGCGUGUGGGAGAUGCUCAACAGGGAGCGCAUGGCCCGGCAGGCCCGGGAGGAGGAGGCACGGCGCCUGCGGGAGCGCAUUGACCGGGCCGAGACACUGGGGAGAACCUGGUCCCGGGAGGAGUCCGAGCUGCAGAGGGCCCGGGACCAGGCCGACCAGGAGCGUGGGCGGCUGCAGCAGGAGCUGCGGGCUCUGGAGAGGCAGAAGCAGCAGCAGACACUGCAGCUGCAGGAGGAGUCGAAGCUGCUCAGCCAGAAGACGGAGAGCGAGCGACAAAAGGCGGCCCAGCGGGGCCAGGAGCUCUCACGGCUAGAGGCGGCCAUCCUCCGCGAGAAGGACCAGAUCUACGAGAAGGAGCGGACGCUCCGGGACCUCCACGCCAAGGUGAGCCGGGAGGAGCUCAGCCAGGAGACCCAGACGCGAGAGACCAACCUUUCCACCAAGAUCUCCAUCCUGGAACCCGAGACGGGGAAGGACAUGUCCCCAUACGAAGCCUACAAGAGGGGCAUCAUCGACAGGGGCCAGUACUUGCAGCUGCAGGAGCUCGAGUGUGACUGGGAGGAGGUCACCACCUCGGGGCCCUGUGGGGAGGAGUCUGUGCUCCUGGACCGCAAGAGCGGGAAGCAGUACUCCAUCGAGGCCGCCCUCCGCUGCCGGCGCAUCUCUAAGGAGGAGUACCAUCUGUACAAGGACGGCCACCUGCCCAUCUCCGAGUUUGCGCUGCUUGUAGCUGGGGAGACCAAGCCAAGUUCCUCACUCUCCAUCGGCUCUAUCAUCUCCAAGUCCCCGCUCGCCUCCCCGGCCCCCCAGAGCACCAGUUUCUUCUCUCCCAGCUUCUCUCUCGGGCUCGGUGAUGACAGCUUCCCUAUCGCCGGGAUCUAUGACACAACCACAGACAACAAGUGCAGCAUCAAGACGGCCGUGGCCAAGAACAUGCUGGACCCCAUCACUGGGCAGAAGCUACUGGAGGCCCAGGCGGCCACAGGGGGCAUCGUGGACCUGCUCAGCCGUGAGCGCUACUCUGUGCACAAGGCGAUGGAGAGGGGCCUGGUCGAGAACACCUCCACACAGAGGCUGCUCAACGCCCAGAAGGCCUUCACCGGCAUCGAGGACCCCGUCACCAAGAAGAGGCUGUCGGUGGGCGAGGCCGUCCAGAAGGGCUGGAUGCCCCGGGAGAGCGUGCUCCCACACCUGCUGGUGCAACACCUGACCGGGGGGCUCAUCGACCCCAAGAGGACAGGCCGCAUCCCCAUCCAGCAGGCCCUCCUCUCCGGGAUGAUCAGUGAAGAGCUGGCCCAGCUCCUGCAGGACGAGUCCAGCUACGAGAAGGAUUUGACAGACCCCAUCUCCAAGGAACGGCUGAGCUACAAGGAGGCCAUGGGCCGCUGCCGCAAAGACCCCCUGAGCGGCCUGCUGCUCCUGCCAGCGGCACUGGAGGGGUACCGCUGCUACCGCUCCGCCUCCCCCACCGUCCCGCACUCCCUUCGCUGACACGGGCCAAGCAGCCAGUGGGGAAGUGCGUGUGUUGGGCCAGGUAGGAUACGUACACCUCUUGCCUCAGAGCAGCCUCAUCCCAGGCAGUGGGGCUUCUCUCUGUCCAACCACUGUUUUAUUAUUUUACUAACAUGGUGAUGGGCUCCCUCCCCUAACCUUGGUGCCUGAUCCAUCCCCAGACCAGGACAGCAGCCACUCAGUUCUUCCUCCACCUCCACCCAGUGAUCCCAAUAAACGAAUUCUGUCUCCCCAUGCCAUGUGGUGUCCCAUUCAUUCACAUUUGAGAGUGCAGGACCCAUGUGUCUGGGGGAUGAGUGCAAGGACAGCGUUGCUCAAGUCCUUG
This is a messenger RNA of Gorilla gorilla gorilla (western lowland gorilla), 6716 nucleotides long. RefSeq names its product envoplakin (gene EVPL). Gene Ontology annotation, biological process: intermediate filament cytoskeleton organization; wound healing. Gene Ontology annotation, cellular component: cytoskeleton; membrane; intermediate filament. The record is from RefSeq and is a predicted model, not a curated record. Lineage: Eukaryota; Metazoa; Chordata; Mammalia; Primates; Hominidae. The coding region runs from base 203 to 6370 and encodes 2055 amino acids. Gene Ontology annotation, molecular function: structural molecule activity; cadherin binding. The transcript has 22 exons.